Messenger RNA from Marasmius oreades (fairy-ring Marasmius), 1044 nucleotides. RefSeq lists its product as uncharacterized. NCBI's taxonomy places the organism in Eukaryota, Fungi, Basidiomycota, Agaricomycetes, Agaricales, Marasmiaceae. Gene Ontology annotation, cellular component: snRNA-activating protein complex. The coding region runs from base 1 to 1044 and encodes 347 amino acids. The record is from RefSeq and is a predicted model, not a curated record. The transcript has 3 exons. Gene Ontology annotation, molecular function: sequence-specific DNA binding. Gene Ontology annotation, biological process: snRNA transcription by RNA polymerase II; snRNA transcription by RNA polymerase III.
AUGUCUGUUGCUCCCAACCCUCGCGGGGAAAUUAGUCUCCAGCCUUACUACUUUACUUCAUCCCUAUUUGUAGCUCCUUUCCGAGAAGACAUUCGCAGUCUCAUUCACGCAUUCCACGAAUGUCACACUAGGUUACAACCCCAAAAGCCCUUCGAGCUCUUCAAACAAAUAUGGCUUGCACAAGGAUGGGAUUGGAUGCAUUUCAAGGUCUUCGACCCGCCGAGUAGAGAAACCUUUCUCAACGUCUCUCUCAGAUUGUUCUUGGAACGCGUUGUAGUGAAAAUCGAACCACCGUUCACUAGAACUGUAGCAUUAUUUGGACUGUAUACUUUCUUUAACACUCAACCUUCCGGUUCUUCCUCUUCACUACAUUCCGUUGAUCAUAUCCCGAUAUCUUAUGAUCAUUACUCUUCCCUCCUGUCUCUCCCUGACACGUUGACUUCCGAACAGCUCAAGAAAUUACGACCGGUCGUGGGCUAUAUCCUGAAUCAAAUGGUUCGGUCCGACGUAUUCCAUAUUCUGCCUCACUCAGAAUUGGGGGCCUACAAUCCACGCAACUUGCCACGGGAGGUAUAUCUGGACCAGAACACUAUCUCUGCAUCAACCUAUCUCGAUCUGAGUGCUGAGGGCACUGAGAAAAAGAAAGGUCGACCGACAAAACGCGAUAAAGUUAAGAAAGCGAAGGCUGCUCUCGAAGGAUUAGACAAGUGGUUGCACAGGACUUCGCGUCGGAAUUUCCCUCAAAGUAACGGACAUUACCUGCUCGAACAACCCCCGCAAUCCAGCCUGGCUCAGUACCAAAAUUGCAAAGAACAAGUACUAGCGGCAAUGGGGACGAUGAAUGUCCCGGACGGAAACGACGCUCUUUCACAUUCUGGCCGCGAGGUGAUUGAGCGACUGAGGCAAGCUCAGGGACUGAUUGAGACUGAGGGGAGCGGGAAGGCAAACACCAAUAGGCGUACUAUAGGAGUGGAACGCCUACAGGAGGCAGUGGCAGAUGAGAAAGGAUUACUUGGUUUGGUUAAAGCAAGCGCCUGGACAUGA